ACCCUCACAUCUCCCUAAAUUACAGCCCACUCCUCCACCACCUCUUCUUCUUCUUCUUCUUCUCUCACGCUCUCGAACAAGCGCCUACUUCUCUCCCUCUCUCUCUGAAAAUGGACGCUUUUAAUCACCUGAUCACCACCAAUUUCAACCACCAAAACGACGACGUCAACGAAGAAGAAGAAGAAGAACAACAAAAUAUUAUCAGCAGCGGUGUUGUGUUUUCGCAGCUAAAACCUUACUGUUUAGACCUUCUUCAACUCCUCCAAAACCCUAAUCCUACUUCUUUUUCAUCUUCAAUUCCCUCACUUGUCCAAUUCCUCCACGACUCUCCUCCUCCUUCUCUCCAACCUUUCUUCGACUACGUUCUAUUCCCUCUCCUCCUCCUCCUCGACGCCGCCGUUGAUUCUCGAAAACAAAAUCCUAAGCCUCAUAAAAUAAGCGACAGAGUAGCUGAAGGAGUUGUUCAGUGCUUAGAAGAGUUGUUGAACAAGUGUUAUUUAGUUUCCAUUGAUCAGAUGGUAGUGUUGAUGAAGAAGUUGACGUAUGCGGCCAUGUUAACGGAAAAUGAGGCUUCGGAGGAGUUUAGAGAAGGAGUGAUUAAGUGUUUUAGGGCAUUAAUUGAGGGAUUAAGUUCGUGUGGAGUUGAAGGCUGUUCAUGUGAAGAAAUUAAUGGUUUGCCUGCGCUUGUAGAGGCCGGAGACAAUCGGAAUGUGAAUUCAGCUCGGGAUUAUUUAGGAGGGGAAGGAGAGUGUUUGGUUUCGUUUUUGAGGUCGCAGAGUGCUUCUGCUGCUGUUGGGCAUUGGUUUUCACUUCUUCUCAAAGCUGCAGAUAAUGAGGUUGCUAGAGGACAUAGAGGGAGUGCGAAGAUUCGGGUUGAAGCAUUUUUGACUGUGCGUGCUCUUGUUGCUAAGAUUGGUACUGCAGAUGCAUUGGCUUUCUUCUUACCUGGUGUUGUUAGUCAAUUUGCAAAAGUUUUGCAUAUGUCAAAAACGAUGAUAAGUGGGGCAGCUGGAAGUGUGGAGGCUAUUGACCAGGCAAUUAGAGCCUUGGCUGAGUAUCUGAUGAUAGUCCUUGAGGAUGUUGCUAAUGUAUCCAGUCUUGAUAGAUCUUUAUGUGCUGGUUCUGGCUUUAAUUCAAAUAAGAAAGGAUCUUCUAUCCACUCAGUUCUGGAUGAACUUCGUCAGUUACCUGUUAGCACUCAAAAUCAGAGUAAAGUUGCAGCUGAAAAUUCAGUUGCUGAAGCAGUAAAAUCAGUUACUCCUGCAUCUGAAUUUCAAAGUGCUAAGCCUGGCAAUGAAAAAGGAGCUUUGCAUGUGGAUCGCACAAGAGACUGGGUUGAGGAAACUUCAGCGCACGUGGAUAGACUUUUGAGUGCAACCUUUCCACAUAUUUGUCUUCAUCCAGCAAGAAAGGUGAGACAAGGACUGCUGGCUGUCAUACGUGGGCUGUUAUCAAAAUGCAGUUGCACUCUGAAGCAAAGCAAAUCAAUGUUUUUGGAGUGUCUAUUUGUUUUGGUCGUUGAUGAAUGUGGAGACAUUUCUGCACCUGCUCAGGAGUUUCUUGAAUAUUUACUGUCAUCAAGCAGCAAACUUAAUGUACAAUCAGAUGUUGCUGAGCUUUUUAGCAGGCUUGUCGAGAAGCUUCCAAAAGUGGUUUUCGGCAAUGAUGAAUCACAUGCGCUCUCACAUGCCCAGCAAUUACUUGUAGUUAUCUACUAUUCUGGUCCCAAGUUUUUGAUGGAUCACCUUCAGUCUCCGGUAACAGCUGCAAGAUUUUUGGAUAUUUUUGCCCUCAGUUUGAGUCAGAAUUCAGUAUUUACAGGUGCUCUUGACAAGCUUAUGUUAGCAAGGCCAUCUUCAAUUGGAUAUCUUCACUCUAUUGCUGAGUUGAAAUCUGGUUCUCGAUUUUCCUCUGAUUACCAACCCAUUGUGGAUGUUGUUCCAUCUGAUAACCCAAACUCCAGAGAUAUCCAUGGAAAAGCAAUACAAAACCCUUCGCUCUCUCUGCAGGACAAUUCUGAGCUUCCACGCAUGCCCCCUUGGUUUGGUAGUCAGAAAUUAUAUCAGACUCUAGCAGGAAUUCUUAGACUUGUAGGUUUAUCUUUAAUGACAGACUCUAAAAGUGAAGGGCAUAUGUCAGUUGUCAGUGAUAUACCACUGGGUCACCUUCGUAAACUGGUUUCUGAGAUCCGUGAUAGGGAGUUUACUAAAGAAAGCUGGCAAUCUUGGUAUAACAGGACAGGUUCAGGCCAAUUGCUGCGCCAGGCAAGCACUGCAGUGUGUAUUCUGAAUGAGAUGAUUUUUGGUCUCUCUGACCAAGCAGUUGAUAAUCUUAUAAGAUUGUUUCAUACGUCUGAGUUAAACAGGGGAGUUCAAGCACCUGAUGCAAAAGGUGCUGAUGCUCAGCCCAAUACAGCUGAACAUCCUGAGCGUACUCGAUCUAUUUGGAAGGUUUCACAGGAAAGAGUUGCUAGGAGUCAUUUGAAUGAUUGUGUUGGUAGAAUUGCACACGAAUAUCUAUCUUCUGAAGUGUGGAACCUUCCAAUAGAUCAAAAAUCUUCUCUCAUACAGUCUGAUGGUGAAGUUGAAGAAAUUACCUUGCACUUCUUCCAUGAUACUGCCAUGCUGCAACAGGUUAUUAUUGAUGGGAUAGGCAUCUUUUCCAUGUGCCUUGGGAAAGAUUUCGCUUCCAGUGGAUUUCUUCAUUCAUCCCUUUAUUUGUUGCUUGAGAGUCUAAUAUGUUCAAACAUCCAAGUUAGACAAGCUUCUGAUGCUGUUUUACAUGUCCUUUCCUGUGCAUCGGGCCAUCCAACGGUUGGGCAAUUAGUCUUGGCAAAUGCAGACUACAUAAUAGAUUCAAUAUGUCGACAACUGCGUCAUUUGGAUCUUAACCCGCGUGUGCCAAAUGUGCUGGCUUCAUUGCUUUCUUACAUUGGAGUAGCUCAUAAGAUACUGCCUCUGCUGGAGGAACCGAUGCGCUCUGUUUCUCAGGAACUUGAGAUUCUUGGUAGACAUCAACACCCAGUUUUAACUAUUCCCUUUUUGAAGGCUGUAGCAGAAAUUGGUAAGGCGUCAAAACAUGAGGCUUCUUCACUGCCCACUAAUGCAGAAUCUUAUCUUAUGCAUGUCAAGUCCAAAGUAUCUGAUAUGGGAAAAGGAAAAAAACUGGAAUCCCAUGAAAACUCAACAUCAUAUUAUGACAAUGAUAUUGAUAUGUCUGACAUGGAAUCAGAGCAAUGGGAGAAUUUGCUUUUCAAGUUGAAUGAUUUCAAAAGAUACAGACGAACUGUUGGAUCAAUUGCUGGUUCAUGCUUAACAGCUGUGAUCCCACUACUAGCUUCAAUGAAGCAAGAGGAAUGCUUGGUGGCCCUGAAUAUAGUUGAGGAUGGCAUUGUGACACUGGCCAAAGUGGAAGAAGCAUAUAGGCAUGAGAAAGAAACUAAAGAAGCAAUUGAGGAAGUGAUUCGAUCAUAUUCAUUAUAUCAGCUUCAAGAUACUUUGGAUGCGGCUGAGGAAGGGACUGAUGAGAACAGGUUGCUCCCAGCAAUGAAUAAAAUAUGGCCAUUCUUGGUUGCUUGUGUUCGUAAUAAAAACCCAGUGGCUGUUAGGAGAUGUUUAAGUGUGAUAUCCAGUGUAGUAUUAAUCUGUGGAGGAGAUUUCUUUUCGCGCCGCUUCCACACUGAUGGACCACACUUCUGGAAACUUCUUUCAACGUCUCCAUUACAGAAGAAACCAUUUUCAAAAGAAGACAGAACUCCACUUCAACUUCCUUACAGAAGUGCUCCUACUUCCUCAGGGGACUCGAUGUCUGAAAUUUCAAACUUGAAGGUCCAGGUUGCAGUGCUCAACAUGAUUGCUCAUUUGUCCCAGAAUAAAAGGAGCACAUCAGCAUUGCAAAUAGUCCUCAAGAAGGUUAGUGGCCUUGUCGUGGGAAUAGCUUUUAGUGGUGUUAAAGGGCUUCAUGAUGCGUCCAUUAAUGCACUAUGCGGACUUGCAUCCAUCGACUCUGACCUUAUAUGGCUUCUACUAGCCGAUGUGUACUAUGCUUUGAAGAAGAAAGACUUGCCUUCUCCACCCAUCUCAGGUUUACCCCAGAUCUCUAAGAUUUUGCCUCCACCUUUAUCCCCUAAAGGGUAUCUUUAUGUACAGUAUGGCGGACAAAGCUUUGGAUUUGAUAUUGACUACCCUUCUGUAGAAACCGUGUUCAAAAAACUACUUUCCCAGAUUUUUACUAACCAAUUGUACAUAUAGAUGUGCUUACACUUUUUUUUUUUUUAUAACCAUUCUGCAUUAUAUAUCA
Populus nigra (black poplar) is the source of this 4299-nucleotide messenger RNA. RefSeq lists its product as uncharacterized. NCBI's taxonomy places the organism in Eukaryota, Viridiplantae, Streptophyta, Magnoliopsida, Malpighiales, Salicaceae. The transcript has 16 exons. Gene Ontology annotation, biological process: chromatin remodeling. Bases 111 to 4250 code for a protein of 1379 amino acids. Gene Ontology annotation, cellular component: cytoplasm. The record is from RefSeq and is a predicted model, not a curated record.